Cryptotermes secundus is the source of this 914-nucleotide messenger RNA. Its product is annotated as protein FAM136A. The record is from RefSeq and is a predicted model, not a curated record. The transcript has 4 exons. Gene Ontology annotation, cellular component: cytoplasm. Lineage: Eukaryota; Metazoa; Arthropoda; Insecta; Blattodea; Kalotermitidae. The coding region runs from base 336 to 770 and encodes 144 amino acids.
CGGUUUCUGCAGUUUAACAUUUUAUGUUGAGGUGGUAGCGUGAUAUAAAUUUAUAAUCCAAUGUAGUAUUAUUAUUUAGACGUGCUUUUACCAUUGCAGAUUAUAAAUUAAAUGCGUCGCUAGAAGUGUUACACUUUGACAGCGAAAAUCGUCAAAGUGUGGCGCACCGUGAAUCACGGAUAUAACCACAUAACUAUAUUAUGAAUUUGUGUCCAUGUGACCGACAUUCGUUCGUUGUUAUGAGGCAUCGGUCAAACGGCAAGGAAAGAAGAAUAUAAUUUAAUCUAUAAUUUAUUUUAAUUGUGUCACAUUUUUAUAAAUUCUGUAGCUGAAGAAUGGUUGAGGAGCAAAGGACACGUGUAGAAGAGGCAAUGACGAAUAUGGUAAAUGAAGUUGAUAAACUUCAUCUACGAAAAAUGCAGGCCGAUAUGCAUCGCUGUGCAGCCAAAUGUUGUGAAAAUAACAAUCUCUCUAUAGAACGUGUACACCAAUGUGUUGAAAAUUGUUCCGUGUCUUUAAACAGUGCACAGAAAUAUAUUCAAGGCGAGUUUGAACAUUUGCAAAAUAGAUUACAAAGAUGUAUCAUGCAGUGCAAUGAUGAUAUCAGAGAUAAAAUGGGGCCAAACCCUAGUGAUGCAGAAGUUAGUCGGUAUAGCAAGGACUUUGAACACUGUGCAGUGAAGUGUGUUGAUGGGCACUUGGGUCUUCUACCAACAGUCUUGAAGAAGAUGAAAGAAGUUCUGGCACAAGGCAGAUACCAACAGAACUGAGUGACCUGGAAAUAGUAACUGUUGCUUGGGCCUUGUUUGUUAAAAAUACUGUCUUUCUGUGUGAUGAAUUUGGUUUGUCAAUUGUGUAAUUAUUUGUACUAUAAAUAUAGGUAUUUUAUCUGAAAUGCAUCAUGAUACAUAUUA